Molecule: messenger RNA, 3699 nt
Organism: Drosophila subobscura
Lineage: Eukaryota; Metazoa; Arthropoda; Insecta; Diptera; Drosophilidae
Gene: Notum
Product: palmitoleoyl-protein carboxylesterase NOTUM
Molecular function (GO): hydrolase activity
Source: RefSeq, a predicted model, not a curated record
UCAAGUGCAAAGCAAACACAAAUAUAAAUAAAUAUCACAUGAAAAUGUCCCCAAAUGCAAUCGAAUACCAUGCAGCAGCGACCCAAAAAGUGCUCUAAACUGUGCUGAAACAGCGACAAAACAACAACAACAAAUACGAGUAAUAAUUUCACACUCAACAAAUAGUUCAUAAAUCCUAUGUGAGAUUCGCACUGAGAAAUGGCAGCCGAACAAAUUGCUAAAAUGGCUAAAGUGGCUCAACCAAAUUCACCGAAAGCAGCCAAUAAAUGGAUUAAACCCGAGCAGAAUCGCACACAGCCCCAGCAGAAAACAGCAACAACGCCGCACCUCUCGCUGCUGCUGCUGCUGCUGCUCGUCGCGCUCUGUCCGCUGCCAGACGCCAAUGCCAAUGCCAGCAGCAGCAGCAGCAGCGGCAGCCUGGAAACCUUUGCCGUGGCCGCCGCCAGCACCAGCCUGGACAAGGACCACGAGCAAGCAGUGCGCCAGCGUGCACGCCCAGCCAUGGAGACCAGCAUGAACAUGAUCCAGCGGAACUACAUGGUGAUGCAUCCGGCGAGCAGCGGCAGCGGCAGCGGCAGUCACUCCACGACGGACCACAGUCGCUCCCUGAAGCGUGCGGCACUGACCAACUCCAGCAUCACCUGCAACGAUGGCACCCAUGCGGGCUUCUACCUCCGCAAGCAGCCCAGCUCCAAGAAGUGGAUCGUCUUCCUCGAGGGCGGCUGGCACUGCUUCGAUGUGCGCUCGUGCCGUGCACGUUGGCUGCGACUGCGACACCUCAUGACCUCCUCCCAGUGGCCAGAGACAAGAGACGUUGGAGGCAUUCUGUCUCCCCAUGCCGAGGAGAAUCCCUACUGGCACAAUGCCAACCACGUGCUCAUUCCGUACUGCAGCAGCGACUCGUGGUCGGGCACGCGCACGGAGCCGGACACCAGCGACAGGGAGAACAGAUGGCGCUUCAUGGGUGCCCUGAUCCUGCGCCAAGUCAUUGCCGACCUCAUCCCACUGGGCCUGGGCCGUGUGCCGGGCGGAGAGCUGCUUCUGGUUGGCUCCUCUGCCGGUGGCCUGGGGGUGAUGCUGAAUCUGGAUCGCAUUCGGGACUUUCUGGUCAAUGAGCGGCAGCUGCAGGUCACGGUGCGGGGAGUGAGCGAUUCGGGAUGGUUCCUCGACCGCGAGCCCUACACACCCGCGGCGGUGGCCUCCAGCGAGUCUGUGCGUCAAGGCUGGAAGCUGUGGCAAGGCCUGCUGCCCGAGGACUGCACCAAGGCACAUCCCACGGAGCCCUGGCGCUGCUACUUCGGCUAUCGCCUCUAUCCCACACUGAAGACUCCUCUCUUCGUCUUCCAGUGGCUCUUCGAUGAGGCACAGAUGCGCGCGGACAACGUGGGUGCUCCGGUGACGCCCCAGCAGUGGAACUACAUCCACGAGAUGGGCGGCGCCCUGCGCUCCUCCCUGGACAACGUGAGUGCCGUGUUCGCACCCAGCUGCAUCGGCCAUGCGGUGCUCUCGAAGCGGGAUUGGGUCAACAUUAAGAUCGAUGACAUCUCCCUGCCCUCCGCCCUGCGCUGCUGGGAGCACUCGACACGCCGCAAGCGCAACGAAAAGCUGAAACGCUCCACGGAGGCCUCCACGGCAGUCGGGCAGCAUCCGCACCCGAACAACCAAAGACACCAGCGACACCGCCAGCGCCAGCAGCGGCAGAAGCAGAAGCAGAACAAUGUGGCACAGUCGACGGAGCAGCAGCCCCGGAAGCACAAUCACCUGAGCAAGGAGCAGAGGGAGGAGCGCAAGCGGCUGCGACAGGAGCAGCGACAGAGGCGCAAGCAGCGCCGCAGGCAGCAGCACAAGCAGCAGGCAGAGGGUAGGGCCAAGAACAACAACAACAACAACAAGCCGAAGAGCAAUGCCAGCGAUACGCACAAGCAGCGACGCCGCCAGCCACCACUGACGCCGGAAGAGCGACAGGAGCAGCGCCAGCGCCGCCGCAAAGCGCAGCAGCAGCAGCAGCAGCAACAGCAACAGAUGCAAAUGCAACACGAACAACCGGCCGCUGGAGGGGUAGAGGGUGCAGAUGCACUCGGAGAGCCCCAGAAGCGGCGUUCAUCGAACAAUGCCUCCGCCUCCAAGCCAAAGAAGCGUCCAAGGGUGCCACGUGUGCCGGAAAAGUGCGGCCUACGGCUGCUGGAGCGCUGCUCCUGGCCGCAGUGCAAUCACUCCUGCCCCACGCUGACCAAUCCGCUGACGGGCGAGGAGAUGCGCUUCCUGGAGCUGCUCACCUCAUUCGGCCUGGACAUUGAGGCUGUGGCAGCGGCACUCGGCGUCGACAUGCACACCCUCAACAACAUGGAGCGAACGGAGUUGGUCAAUCUGCUCACCCAACAAGUGAGCUGAGCGGAGCGAAAGGAGCAUCCCCCCUGUAAAUAGUAAAUAGGUUUGUACAUAGAUAUAUGUAGAUAUAGCUAGAGCCGCUUUGUACAUACCACAACAACAACAACAACAACAAAAACAUCCAAAAAAAGAAAAAAAAAGAAAAAAUCAUCCCCCAAGCGGAGCUAAACUCCAAUUCCUAGAACACGCCAAGAAAACCAAGAAAAAAGACAUGCAAAAAGGUAACCCAGUAAUUAAGCAGACAAAUAUUUAUACAACUAGUUUUCCCCCACUCCAACUCGAACUGCAAAACUCGUACAUUCACACACACACACACACACUCAUAUUUAUUCAUUCGCAUUCAACACACACACACAACCAACAACCAACAACCAACAACCAACACGAGCACGAGCCGAAAGGAUAAUCUGCGUAACGAGAAACUAAACACAAAAUGCAACCACAAGACUGUUUUAUGUUUUUUUUUAAAUAUACACAUAAUAUACAUAUAUAAAUAUAUAGCGAUACACGAUAAUAAUGAAUUUUGAUAUAAUUUAUUUGAUAAUUUUAUGGGCUGCCCGGCCCCAGAGGACGGUACUUGGCUACUGUCCAGACUGUACUUCAGUUUGAUUGUUUUUAUUUUAUUUGCAUCAGUUUUUCACCUACCUCAGGAUCAGUAAAGAAUGAAAUUGAAUCGAUAGACAGAGCUGCCUUUAAACAUACACAUAAAAUAGAUGGAACACACAAAUAAUAACAAAUAUCAAUCAUUGCGUACCUGUGCAACGACAAAUCAAAUACAAAUCAAAUACCUUAAUUACUUACUUAAUAAUUACCCGCAUUCCGUUCAAAAUAAUGUUACUUAAACUUACUUUUAAAACCAAUAACGAGACGAGAAAGAGCAACAAGCGAGGCGAAGCAAAAGUGAACAAAUCGAAUAUCAAAAUAAAGAAACUAAUUUUAGCAAUGUUUGUAAAGAAUUUAUAGAUACAUAAACCUAAACGAAAAAUCCCACAAAAAUAAACACUAAACCCCCUUAAUUUUAAUAUACGUUUCCCCUAGUGAUGUAAGCCCCAAUUCCCUGUACAGAACUGGUUGAAGUUUAGCCCUAAGAAUUGUUGUACUUAAACCCUUUGAUAAUUUUAUACUAUGUCUACCACGAAGCGAAGUAGUGUCCAAAGCUAAUUGACUUGUUACAACCAUUAGCUCUUGUUCGCAGUGUUCACAUUGAACUGAACUGAUCACUGAUCACUGAUUACCAUCAAGAUGGUAGCACACUUGACGGAGCAUAAUCAUACCAACAACAGCCACAAUAAACAAGCAAAAUAAUCUUAA